CGUUCGUUUAUUUUAUUUUACAUAGCGUUUAAGAGAUAUGUGCCGUUUCUUGUCGUCGUCGUCGUCGUCGUCGUCGUCGUCGUCGUCGUCGUCGUUGUCGUUGUCGUUGUUGUUGUCGUUCCAUUGGUAAUAAAAGCGAUCGCGCUCAUAACGCCUUCGUUUGAAGAAGAUAGAGAUAGAGAAAGAAAGAGAGAGAGAGAGAGAGAGAGAGAGAGAGAUAGAAAGAGAGGUCUCGGUUGUUGGCGCUGUGAGCGCCACUGCGCGGUGCCGUCGUGUAUGCCGCCCGCCAAGUGUUUCUCGCGUUUCUCUCGUGCUGCGAUCGGGAAAGUGUACGCCACCGAUUUACGUGUACGAAGUUAUCGUCGUCGUCGUCUUCGCGCGAUAAUACACAUGAUAGAAAAAGAAAAGAAAAUAAACGGAUAGAAACAAAAGAAGAAUAAAGGAAAAAGGGUAGCGCUCUUCUCGCGAAAGGUGAAUUCGGUCGGCUUUAGUCUCUUUUGUCACUCGGCAAAUUUCGGCACGCGACCGAAAGCUUCCGAGCAGCGCCACACGGUGGAGAGAGAGAGGAAAUACAGCUCGGUGCAGGAUAGAAAGAGAGAAUAGGAAGAGUCAAUCACCGAUUGUGUUGAGUGAGAUACAGACAAAAAGAGAGAAAGAGAAGAACCAAAAACGGAAAUCCCGUAGGAAAUUAAACACCGUACGUUAGAGAAAGAGAGAUAGAGGGAGAGAGAAGGAGAGAGAGAAAGAGAGAGAGGAACUCUUUCGAUACUCGUGAUAAAUGCGUAAUCUAUCCCCUCUAUCCUUACUUCUCCUCUUCCUCCUCGUAUAGAACCGGAAGAGAGGGAGUGAGCGAGUGAGAGGAGAGGAGUCGGCGCCGUGAAGAGGGAGUAGCCGAUGUCGUGACUUAAAUAUCGAUUUUGGCACGGACGAGCGCCGAUAGCCCGUUUACAUCGUACCCUUCCGUCUCUUCGUUUAUCAUCUUCGUUACCGACAAGUUUUUGACGGACGCGCGCGCGACGGAUUUCCAUUGCGUCUGAAAGAGAAAGAGAGAAAGAAAAGUACGAGAAAGAAGAAAGGAAUAAAAUGACACGCGACGUUCAUCCCUCUCGACACGAGCAACGGCGAAAAGCGUGACAAUACACGAAACUAGAAAAUAAUUCGAAUAAUUUGAAUUUUAUCCUUUGAUCGGUUUAUCAUAGACGCACGAUAUAGUAUAAACAUAUACAUAUAUAAAUAACACUUGAUAGUAUUAAUAGUAAUAAUAAUAUAAUAUCGUUCGCGUUCAUCGACGCGACUGAAAAUGCAGCUUUCGUAUCGUCACGUGCGUUCGAUCUACUACUACCUUAAGGAAAGCACGCAACGUGGUGUGCUGCACGGUGAAAAAUCGUCGAGUAACAACGAGGAGAGUACUACUUAUAUGUCUACGAGUAGCGUCGUCUUGAAGCUCGUCGAAGGACAAGUCCGUCUUUCUCGUUCGUCGUCCUAAGUUUCUUUUCUUAACAAUAGAGGAGUACUCUCGUACCGACUGCUGCGGCGAUACGACAGUAGUAGUAGUAGUAGUACACACGGUGGCGGCCAUUGAUUCUUCUCGACGAGUCUCGCGAAACGUCGUCGAUCUUCGUUUGUUCGUCGACUCGACGUUGUCGUCAUCGUCGUCGUCGUCGUCGUCGUCGUCGUCGUCGUCGUCAGAGUCGGUCGGUCGGUCGUUUGGUCUCGACCGACCUGAAUAGAAACGCGAGUAUUAUAAACGAGAAUUGGCGAUAAAUCUCUAAUCGUAAAUCGAAGUACGCGCGUCGUACGAUGUUCACAGUGAGACCGCGAACGCGUACAUCGUUCUUCCGUCGAUAAAAACGCGAUAUUAUUUCGAGUGAACGCUUGCUUGCAACGGCAGCGCCGCCGGCAGCCACAGCAGCAGCGGCGACGACAGCAAGCAACGUCGUAUCGCUAGUAGCAGCAGCAGCAGCGAUAUUCAUGUGUUCUUUUGGUGGCAGAAACGAGGCGCGUUAUCAUCCACACGUUAAUCCGUACAUCUUCAUCGAGAUUAGAACAAGGAAAGAUACGAUAAGGAGGAGUAGAAGCAACCACGGAAAGAAGGAUUUCGUGGUUUCGAUGACGAACUUUCGAAGAGAAUAAUAUAACUCUACACGACGGACGAUCGGCGAUCGUAUCGUUCGUUGUCGUCGAUAACAGAAAACGAUGACGUCAUGGUGCUCCAUCGCCGAUUGAAACGCCCGUGAAUAACGAAGGAACGUCGUUGAGGCCGGACAGGACCAACUACACGGCGGCGGCGGCAAAGCUAGAACAACAACGACGACGAAAGGAUCAACGAUAGGAAUAAAGAAUGGUUUCGAGAUAUGGCGUCUCGAAGGAGGGCGCAGUGGACGUCGCCGUGGGAGUAGGACCUAUGCAUUGUUUAAUAGGAGGGCCGCAUCAUCAUCAUCAUUUAUCGGCUCCUCAUCCACAAAAUCCUCAACCGGGUCAUAAUCACCACGUGCAUCAUGCCGCUCAUCCGCCACCACCAUCGCCAAGUCCUCAUUUGAAUCACCAGCUGAGCCAUCAUCAAUUGACCGUCAACAUCAACCAUCUCGGACAUCAACUCGCUCAACAUCAACAAGCCCCACCACAGUAUCGUGUUGUUACAGCUAACACUAGAUCUGAAUUUCAUGUUCCAACUCAGAACUACGGCGCCCAGCCAGGGGGGCAGGUGGGCGGGGGAGGGGGGAGUGUAGGUGUACCCGGGGGUAGAGGACCUCCACCACUUGGCGGCAUACCAACGAUAGGACAAUCUACAGCAGGUAUACCACCAGGAGGUCCAGCUGGUGGGCAAGCUCCUCCACAAGCACAAGCACCCGGUGUACAAACUCAGCAGACUCAAGGUCCGGCACCAACAACGACACCUCCAGUUCAUACUCCCUCGCCUCAGGAAAUGGGAAAACAACCACAUCUACAAGCACAUAGUUAUUAUCCAGCUGCUCCGAGGCCUCAGCAGCCAAGAAAUCUAAAUCAUAGAGGUGGACAAGGGGGUAGUGGUAAUCAAGUGGUAGGCAUGCCAGGGGUAGGUGGAGGUGGCGGGCAACCACCUGUCAUGUAUACAACUGGCUUGACAGGUCAACCGGGGACAGUAUUUGUCCCUAGUCAUGUUGCUGGAAUUCCAACUGGACCCCAUCAACAAUCUGUAUAUCAUAUGAAUAAUCAGCUUAUUCAAUUUUCCAGUGCACCUCAACGACAUCAAGCUCAAAAUCAAUCCUUUUAUCCCCCAUAUCAACCGCAUGCCCUUUUAACACAAAAUAUUUAUCCAUACCAGCCUGGCCCAACGCCUCAACCUGGCUUUUUUUAUACAUCGCCCACUGCACCAUUAAGUUUAAAUAGGUCAAGUGCAACUGCUGUUAGUGGUGGGGCUCAACAUGUUGGAGGAGCACUGGGUGGUGCCCAAGGAGCUACAAUGGUACCACAAGGUACUCUUCAACAACCUACGCAACAACCUCAGCCUCUACCCCAAAUAGAUGUGUAUUCGGGUUAUAAUGGCGGAGGUACAACAGGAACAAGUAGUUCAAUUAGAUCCAAAAGGCCAAGAGGAGAAAAGGCCAUAACAGAUAUCGUUAAUCCUAGUACGGGUAAAAAUAUAAGUCAUGAAAUAUAUGACGAUGAUGCAACUGUCGAAAGUACAGAAUCUAGUAAUCGUGAAACGCCUCAAUUACAGAAUAGUAGCGGUGCAGAGGUGGUGGCCGAUUUUGCGGCACGCGUUGCUAAAGCCGCAACCGAGAGUUCGGAUUCCGGCUCACCGGUGCCGGCCGUUACCGCGCCAGAAACAACUUUCGUGUCGCAAAUCACGACACCAAGUUUAUCGAAUAUUCAAACAAAUUCUAACGAUAUAAACAAUCAGUGCAACAACAACGGUUUGGCCACACCGACGCAAAAUAUAAGCAAGGUGCACGCGUUGUGUAGUCAAUCGUUAGAUACGUCUAAUAAUGUUACUCAAAUUGAGAUAAUUCCUACUCCGUCGGCACCAUGUCCAACGCCAUCGGCCGCACCCUCAUCCGUUUCAUCCUCUACGCCUUUGGCCACUGUUUCCUCGUCUGCUUCCAUUUCCUCUCCCUCCUCUUGCGCGAUUAAAUCGGCAGUGGAGUCUAAACCAUUGCAACUUCUCGCAAAAGAGUUUCAUCCUAGAGGAGAGAAAAAGACUGUAAGCAGCAGCGAGGAAACUGUAGCUGUAGUCAAUGUUGAUACUAUUCCUACACAGCCUGUCACUACGUUGGCUACUGCUACGCCCGUAGUCGAACAAGAAACGAAGAAUACCACGAGUCCUUCCUCGGUUAAUGUUCAGACGCCAUCGGCGGCUCCACAACAUCAUCAACAACAUCACCACCAUCAACAGCAGCAGCAGCAGCAACAGCAGCAACAGCAACAGCAACAACAGCAGCAGCAGCAGCAACAACAACAACAACAACAACAACAACACCACCAUCACCACCAGCAACAACAACUACCACCGCCAACACAUCAACCGCAACAACAACAUUCUGCCCCAAAUGUGACUGUGCCAGAGGUCAGCAAACCGUCCUCUACUGCACCCAGUGUUAAUCCCACUCUUGUGAGAGAACCAUUUUCCAAUCUUUCGAGCAAAACGACGUCCUCGAAUUCUCCACCGAGGAGGAAAUCUCAAUCACAUCAUGGCCAAUCCAAUAACCCUAUCACCGAGCAGCUAUCUUCAAAUACCAGAGAACAAAAGGAUAAAAAGAGAGAGAAAAGCGUUAGUUCCAGAGGUGCGACCCCAGCACCAGCACAUAAUCAACCUGAUCAUCAUCAUCAUCACCAUCAAAAAACGAACGGUGAUGCUAGUGGAGAUAAAACUGAACAGGAACCCGUUGUAACUGCGAGGAACGAACUUUUGCAACAUAAACAAAAUGAUGGUAAAGCCAUGCAAAAGCAAAAGAGCAAAAAUAAGCUCAAACCUCGCGAGCUUAAUCGAAAAGGAGCUGAAAAAGAAGGCACAGAUAUGGAUGCAUUUGUCAAUACAGUUCCAAUUAAUAAACCAGAAGUGAAACAAGUAGAUAAUAAAGAAACUAUACCGAUAAAAGAAAACAAGGAGCAACCUGCUAGAGAAAUGACAAAAGAAAUUAAAGAAAAAGACAAUUAUGAGUCUUUUAAAGAAAAGGAAACGGCAAUCGCUGUCCAUCCCAAAGUGGAGAAACAUGUGAUUCCAGAUAUAGUUAAGGAAAGUGAUCCUGUUCAAACUCCUAUUAUUGAGAAAUUAAAAAGUGAAAAGGAGAUAACUAAGGAAGUGUCUUCAAAGAUAGAAGACAAUUCCCAAAUUUUAAAAUCUCAAAAUACGUGUAGUAAUGCCCAAAUGAAGUCAGUUCCUAAUGAUGUUGUUGAUCAUGCGAUUGUUAAGGAGGAUAUUGAUUUAGAAACAAUAGUAGCGCAGAAGAACGAAGAAAAUAUGAAAAUUUCUGCGUUUCAAGCAUCUAGCGAAGAAAAGAUUCUACCUGUGCCAACAGUGGAAAAAUCAAACGAACAGAGUGAACCUCAAUCCCCAACAACGGACAUUGUUGUAUCAAAAAGUUCUAUACCACUAAAGUAUACAUAUAAGGAUGAUCAAUGGAGUCCGAUAAAUAAGAGUGGUAAAAAAGUUUACGAUCGUGAAUUUUUAAUACGACUUCAAGAUGAUCCAAAUAGUAAAAUUAAACCGAAUAAUCUACCGGAUUUAGAAGUUGUUCUGAAAGAUAAUACAAAGAUUCGCAGUACAAUGGAUUUUAGAUCAUUUAAAGACACAAGCAUAAGUAGGCCAGAAUCGUUAUUCCCUGGAUUUGUCAAAUCAGGACUUGCACGUGGUGUGCCACCUACAAAUCGGAAGAGUCAUCCUUCAGGGAAAUCAAAGCCAACUAAACCAAAUGUUAUUCAUGUCUCUCUAUCUCUUAGAGAAGAUGUAAAAUUGAGAGAGACAGAGAAUGCAUGGCGCCCUACUAGAAUGAAGCAACUCGAUUUAAGCGAGGAAGAUGCUAAAACGGAAGCGCUGUACAAGCGUGUUCGUAGUGUUCUAAAUAAGCUUACACCACAGAAAUUUAAUACAUUAAUUGAUCAAGUUAGAUCAUUAACAAUUGAUACACAAGAAAGACUACAAGGUGUAAUCAACUUAGUCUUUGAAAAGGCUGUUGAUGAACCUAGUUUUUCAGUUGCAUACGCAUUAAUGUGUAAAGAACUUGCUAUGAUGGAGGCAUCUGGCGGUGAUAAAAGUGGAGGAAAGCAAGCAGAAAGUUCUGUUACUUUUAGAAAACUGAUUAUCAGCCGAUGCCAAAAAGAAUUUGAAAAGAAUCCAAUUGAUGAAGUUUCGAGAGCAAGUAAAAUUAAAGAAAUAGAAGAAUGUAACGAUCCUGAAAAGAAAAAGGAUUUACAGUUACAACUUGAAGAGGAGGAACGUAGGAUACGUAUCAAAUCUGUAGGAAAUAUUCGAUUUAUCGGUGAACUUUAUAAGCAAGGAAUGUUAACAACUGGCAUUAUGCAUCGUUGCAUAAAUCAUUUAUUAGAUCAAAAUGACGAAGAUAGUCUUGAAUGUUUAUGUAAACUACUAACAACCGUUGGAAAAGAUUUAGAAUCCAAGGGGAAAUCUGAGGAAAUGCAAGAAUAUUUUAGCAAGAUGCAAGAUAUUGUUGGUCGUCGUGGACAUGGUAAAAUUAGCUCUAGAAUUCGUUUUAUGCUGCAAGACGUUAUAGAUUUGAGAGCUAAUAAAUGGAUUCCAAGGAGAGACGAUAGUAAUCCAAAAACGAUAGAUCAAAUUCAAAAAGAAGUUGAAUCCGAAAGACUCGAUACUCAACUUACCAAUACACCGUUGAACACACCUAGAAAAGAUGAUCGCAAUGCGGAUAGAAAAAGGAAUCGAGGAUUUGGGCCUGCAGAUGAAGGUGGAUGGAGUCAACCUGUAGGUAGGACGAGGCAAACCUAUUCUGUUGAAACAGCAAAAUUAAGGCAGAAGACUACUCCCGUGGAUGAUUUAAUAUUGGGUAGUAGGAACGUAUAUAUGUGGAAGACUUCCGCAAAUAACGCUAAGACAAUAAAUUCUAAUAAAUUUGCUUGUCUCGAAAAUAUUACUGCCAUAGAACAGGAUAGGAGAAUGCCUCCGCUUCAACUUUCUGGAUCGAGAUCAACCGGACCUAGGGAUUAUGGACGGGACUACAAAUCUUCUUAUGAUGGUAGGAGUUCUCGAAACGGUAGCCAUCAAUUAAGCAGCAGUGCAUCGUCAAGUAGAGAAAGCUCAUUGUUAGAUAAUUCUCAAAGUCAAAACGUGUCGAUGCCAACACAAUCUUUGAAAUCUGCAUCACAAUCUGUGUCUAGUGGGCUGAAGCCUCCAUUGUCAGAAGAAGCGUUUACGAAAGCGUUUAAUUCUAUAUUGAAGGAUUAUUUAAGAGAACACAUCUUAGAGAACGCUAUCUCUGAUGUGAGCCAGACUUUUGAUAAUACAACAUUUACAAAAUUCGUGCGUGAGUCAAUUAACUUCGUUCUUGAAAAAUCUCCUGCCGAACGAGAACGAGUUUCACGACUUAUGUCACAAUUGAUUGCUCGAAACAUUUUACCCUUACAACAUUUGAAAGCAGGGUUCAGCGAAGUUCUAGAAUUUGUGGAUGAUCUAAUUAUUGAUAUUCCAAAGAUUUGGACUUACCUUGCAGAAGUAUUAACUCAUCCAAUAAAAGACGAAGUAAUGCCAUUAUCUGAAAUGGGCAGUAUAUUUGUAAGUUUAAGAAAUCAAGGUGGUGCAGGAAAACUUCUCGGAGAGUUAUUAGCGAAAUUAUCCCAAGAAAAAGGAUCCAAAUGGGUUGCAGAUAAGUGGGACCAAAGCAGACUUCCAUUGAACGAUAUUAUCGAUCCGGAAAGAGAGAACAUUGACAAGAUUGCUAAGGAAUAUCAUUUAGAGUUCCUGAUUGGAGAUUAUAAUAGUGCCAAAAGCUCUAGCAGUGACGAGCUUAGUUUACAACAGAUUCAUGAACAACUGAAAAGGCUUAUGAAAGAGAAUACUUUUGAUGAAAUAAGUAGUUGGAUAACAGAAAAUGUUGGUAGUAGAGUUAAGGAUCCUAAAUUCAUAAGGACAUUAAUGACUGCCAUUUUAGAAACGUCCAUAGUACCGUUUAAUGAAACGUGGAAGUUAAAUGAGCACAUAUUCAGCAAUUUGCAAUUAUUAAUUCAUCGAUUCGUCGAUACUGAUGAAGUACUAGAAUUGCAAUGCCUUUACGCUAUUCAAGCACAUAUGACAAAAAUCGAGUUUCCAUGCGGUAUAUUAAGGAACAUAAUAAACAAAUUAUCAGGGGAUAAUAUUAUUUCCUCUGAUGCAUUCUUGGCAUGGCAGAAAGGUGAAGAUCCGGCAGAACAUGAAGGCCAUAGUGUAGCUAUCAUGACGCUGACGGCGUUCUUCAUUUCUUUACAAGAAGCCGAGGAUAGUUCCAGUGUCGAAGACGGCCCAAGCAAUGUGAACUCCGAUACCUUUUGACGGUGCAUCGUUUUAGAAGGAAUACGAGCUGGGCACUUUUUAUUCGAAUAAAAGAUAAAUAAACAGUUAUUUACAGAUAAUACAAGUUCUUCAAAUAACUGUUAUUUUGAUAGUUAUUUGAAAUAACGGUCUUAUCUAAACUAAACUAAUUUUCAGAAAAAAAUCAAAUAACGCGAGAGAUUUCAAAUAAUCAUCGUCAAUUAUUCAAUUAAUUGAUUAGGAAAACGCGGUAGUAUUUUUCCAGUUUAUUUUUAUUUAUUUAUUUUUUUUUUGUCUUAUUUAAACUUUAAACCAUUUCAAUGAAUUAUAUAUAAUAAUUAUCUUGCAUUUAUCUCUGUAUCAUAAUUAAUAAUUAAUCUUUAUCUUCAUUAUGUAUAGCGUAUUUCAAAUAUAGUCAUUAUGUAUCCGUUUGUAUCUGACAAUCUUCUUUUAUUUUCUGGCUUUUAUAUCGUACCAUGAAAUUCUAGACUAUAUAUGUAUAUUACAUAAUUCGCGCACAACUACACUCAAUCGUUUUUCAGCAUUUUCUAUUUAAAACAACAAAAAAAAGAAAAGAAAGAAAUAAAUGCGCUAUUGAUCCUCAUAAUUUGCUCAUAAACGCGGAAAUUUUUUAAGUCUUUUUAAUGCAGUAGAGUCUUAUCUUUUAUUAAAUCUUCUCAAUAAUCCAAAGUUCUUUUCAGAGCUAAACGUUUUAGAGAUAACUAAUUAAUAAAAUAAACAAUCUCAAAUAAUCGUUGUUAUUAUCAAAAUUCGAAAUAUUGCGUUUAAAUAUAAAUUUGCGAUUUAAUAAUUAAUUUUACUAUUAAAAAGAAUCAUUUUCUUUUAUCAUUAAAUAAUUUUACCAAAUGAUUUAGUUAUCUAUUAUUUGUUUGGAUGUUAAAACGAAUCAGGCAUUAAUCUUUUUAAGAUUAAAAGAGAUUUUUAUAUUUUUAAUAACAAUAUAAAUUAAUGUUAUUUAUAUAUGUAUUGCUGAUAGAAUAAGAUCCAAACAUCGUCACUAUUUCGAUCCGUUUGUAUAACACAUUUGUAUAUAGAAAGCAGAUCAUUGAAAUCGAUGCAAGAUAAUUAUUAUAUAUAAUUCAUUGAAAUGGUUCAAAAUUGAAAUAAAGAAAGAAAAAAAAAUAAAUAAAUAAAAGUAAGCUAAAAAGAUACUAACGUAUUUCUUAUAAUAAUCUCGCAAAGUGUUUCUGAAGUAUGAUGUUGAUCACACAUAAUGGAACUGAAAAUAUGUUGUCUUAUUAUCGAGAUCAGAAAACUGUACGAGUUGUGUUAUAUUUCUAUUUACACCAAACAAACAAAGAAACACCGCAAAAGCAACCAAAGUGCUACACAAGAUUUAGGUAACAAAUAAAAGAAAAAAAAUAAAUAAAUAAAUAAACCAGCCACGAGUGGGUCAAUUUUAAGUGAAGAGAAUUUCAAAGAUUACGAAGCUCUGAUGAUAGAUAAUCAAGUCUGAUGAUACGAGUAUUGUGGUUCUUCCUAUUAUUAUAAACGAACGUACACACACACAGAAUUAAUAAUUUAUAUCUUUGCAAAUAAGAAACGUAUCGUAAGAAGAAGAAGAAGAAGAAAAAGAAGAAAGAAGAAAGAAAAAGAAGAGAGCAGUUCAAACACGGUAGGAUGAAGGGAAAAAAUAAAAAAGUGAAUAAAAACAUACAUAAAAAAAAAAAAAUUUAGGACUUAUAGCCUAGGAAAGUGUACCGAAAAAAUAUAAUGGAAGAAGAUGAUAUAAGUGGUGUGCAUAUUAAGGCGCUAUUUUUUAACACUAGCUAUUUACAAUCUUUAAAAGAGAGCAAAGUGUAGUGUAUGGGAAUGAAUCGUUUGUGCAUGUAUCCAUGUGACACACAAACAACACAGGUGCCGCUGGGAAUUGUAUAAAAUUAUUACUUAUAUCGAUUAUAAUGAUACAAUGUGCAAACUGAUUUUCUCAUUAAAAUAUACCUUAUUCGUAUAAAAAGAAAAGUAGAAUGAAUCGGCUGACUUGAACUUAUACAUAAUAAUAACUCCAUUGGAACGAUUAUUCAACACGAAAAUACGUAUGUUUUGUCAAUAUUGUUGUCUGCUUACAACUUGUCUAUAUCUGUAUGCAAGAAAAGCGUGAUUGCUUCAAGACACAAUCGAGACGGAUAUAUACUUAAUAACGAGAGAAAAAAACAAGAAAAUCGAAUGUGCUUUUCCAUUCCUAAAAAAGAAAAAAAAUAUAUAGUUUAUUUUAAAUCAGUUUUCUACGAUUUGACUUUCUUAAAUAUGUGCACGUUCUAACGAAAGGACGUGAGACUAUAACUUUAAUUAUCUUAGGAUAUAUAUAUAUAGUACGAAUAAUCGAAUGUUCAUAUAAUUAAAUACGUUGUACAUAAUACUUCGUUGGAAAUAAGAUUCCACGAUGAUGCACGCAUCAGAGAGAGAGAGAGAGAGAGAGAGAGAACGAGAGAGAGAGAGAGAGAGAGAGAGAGAGAGAGAACGAGAGAGAGAAGAUGUUUAAUAUUAAGAACGGCAGUAAUUGUCAUUGUUAACGAUAUAUAUAUAUAUAUAAAAAAAAAACAACAAGGAUUAUGUUCUAUUUGUCAUUUAUAGUGUUUCAAACGUAUAUGAUAUCCCUUUUUCGCAUGGCGGUACUCUUAUAAGUUGAUUUUUAUUUUGCCAAUGUAAUUUGUGUAACUUUGUGUAUGAGGACCGCGCAUGCGUAAUUGUUAUAAAUUAAUCAUUUUUGGCAAUCUUUUUUUCUAUAUUUUUUUUCUUUUUUUUUUUUUUUUUUUUUUAAUAUAAUGUUAAUACGUUUUCCAUAGAUAGAUAUAUCAUAUAGAAAAUAAUCAUAAUUUGUUUGUUACCGUUAAAAGUGAAAAAAGGGGACGCGAGUGAGAGUAGAGUGAGAGAAAGAGGGAAGGAGGGAGAGAGAGAGAGAGAGAGAGAGAGUAUGAAAGUGAGACGAAAGAUGCGAUUCUUGCUCUUGUUUUCUUUUUCUUUUUUCUUUUUUUCUUGUCCUGCUGUAUAAACAAUGAACGAAUGAAACGAAGAAACGAAGCAAAUUUAAAAAUGAUCGACAAGAAAUUAGCAUGAUUAAAACUCUGAUAAACGUGUCUCUCCUUGAAUGAAGACAUUCUACUUUUACAUAGCAGAAUGUAUCGUUUGACGAGAUGAAAAUGUAUAAUGCACUUUGAGAAAGAGAGAGAGAGAGAGAGAGAGAGAGAGAGAAAGAGAGAACGAUAGAUAAAUAAAAUUACACUAAUUUAUAACUAAUUAAAGUAUAAACGCGCGUUAUUAACGCGUGGAUAAGUGAAUGCUCCGAGAGAGAGAGAGAGAGAGAGAGAGAGAGCGAGGAGAGAGAGAGAGAGAGAGAGAAAA
This is a messenger RNA of Vespula vulgaris, 11818 nucleotides long. It is a transcript of the gene Eif4g, whose product is annotated as eukaryotic translation initiation factor 4 gamma 3-like. Bases 2342 to 8476 code for a protein of 2044 amino acids. The record is from RefSeq and is a predicted model, not a curated record. Gene Ontology annotation, cellular component: eukaryotic translation initiation factor 4F complex. Gene Ontology annotation, molecular function: mRNA binding; translation initiation factor activity; protein binding. Lineage: Eukaryota; Metazoa; Arthropoda; Insecta; Hymenoptera; Vespidae. The transcript is spliced from 26 exons.